GGGAAAUCGAUUCAUUUUGAUCAGCAGGGACUGAACUGGAGCUGUGGAAAAACCAUGGCGGCUAAUUGUGCGAGAAGAACCCUACAAUUUUCUUCAGCUUCCGCCAAAACCCUAUUCAACUCUUCACAGUUCGCCUCCAAAGGUUUUAAGCUCAGUGAACUCGCUGGCGCCAAAACCACAUCUACUCCUCGAUUCGCUACUCACAAGCUCAAGUUCUCAAGGCUUCCUGUGGAGUUGGCCGCUGCACAGUCAUUGAUCCCUUUGCAUAGUGCUACUGCUUCUGCCUUGUUCACUUCGCUCCUGUCUUUGCACAAUACCAGCUGGGGGUGCCUAUCAGAAGGUUUUGCAACCCCUUUAUAGCAGGGCUUUCUAGGUACAAGCUAGAUCAUGGAUAGCAGAUUUUGUUUCUUGGCAUGUCUCUGAUUGCCUUCAACUUCAGUGUAACUUAAGAAAGAUAGAUGAUUGUUUCAAUAUUUCUCAAGCUUUUGGUCUGUACUGAUCAUGACCUGAUAUUUUUGCCUGUCCAUCGUCGACAAUUAAAAAAAAAGAAAAAAAAAAAGAGUCCGGGACUCUAUCUCUGGAAUUAGCUUAAUGUUGCUUCGAAGCAAUUGGUCGAGCAAAACCUUUGUUUUAUUCAACAGUUAUCAUCUGCUCCAUCCAACUCCAAUUGUCAAUUUGCUUGGUUUCGUUUUGAACCGCAUGAUGCCUGUAUUAAGUAAGAUAAACAAUGCGCCAUCAUUUGUUAAA
This is a messenger RNA of Rosa rugosa (rugosa rose), 747 nucleotides long. RefSeq names its product protein NUCLEAR FUSION DEFECTIVE 6, mitochondrial-like. The coding region runs from base 55 to 360 and encodes 101 amino acids. The record is from RefSeq and is a predicted model, not a curated record. Gene Ontology annotation, cellular component: mitochondrion. Lineage: Eukaryota; Viridiplantae; Streptophyta; Magnoliopsida; Rosales; Rosaceae. The transcript has 3 exons.